AUGGGUCCAUCAGAUGUAUCAGGAGUUGCUUUAAUUCUUAUCAAUCUAAUUGGAUUUGAAAAUUAUGGAAUUUGGAGUCGAUCAAUGAGAAUCGCAUUGUUAGGGAAAAGGAAGUAUGACUUUGUGACUGGAGCCUGUAGUAAGUCAUUGUGCAAUGAAAAAUUGCGUGAACAAUGGGAGAUGUGCGACGCAAUAGUACAGUCAUGGCUGAUGAGUUCUAUUAAUGAAGAACUUCUAAGCGGGAUUGUGUAUGCAACAAGUGCUUUUGAUGUAUGGGAAGAUCUAAGAGAACGAUUUGACAAAAUGAAUCGGAUGAGACUCUAUCAACUGCAUAGAGAGAUCAAUACGCUUACACAAGGAACUGAUUCAGUGUCUGCCUACUUGACAAAGUUGAAGAAUCUGUGGAAUGAGUAUGAUGCUAUUAUUCCAGCCCCAACUUGCUCGAAGGAGAAAUCUGAUCCAGUGGCAAUGCAGGUGAAUAGGACCUUGGACAACAAUCAUAAUCAAGGCUAUAAAGGGAAGAAGUUGUUUAUUGUCAUUACACUGGGCACACUAGAGAAAAUUGCUAUAAGUUGA
This is a messenger RNA of Solanum lycopersicum (tomato), 576 nucleotides long. NCBI's taxonomy places the organism in Eukaryota, Viridiplantae, Streptophyta, Magnoliopsida, Solanales, Solanaceae. The record is from RefSeq and is a predicted model, not a curated record.